This is a messenger RNA of Magallana angulata, 5990 nucleotides long. Its product is annotated as AP-2 complex subunit alpha-2-like. The transcript is spliced from 24 exons. Gene Ontology annotation, biological process: clathrin-dependent endocytosis; intracellular protein transport. The record is from RefSeq and is a predicted model, not a curated record. The coding region runs from base 147 to 3020 and encodes 957 amino acids. Lineage: Eukaryota; Metazoa; Mollusca; Bivalvia; Ostreida; Ostreidae. Gene Ontology annotation, cellular component: AP-2 adaptor complex; membrane coat. Gene Ontology annotation, molecular function: clathrin-cargo adaptor activity.
GUGGGAGUCGUGACCUCAUUCACCAAUUUGCAAAUGGCGACGGUUUUCUCGCCGAAGACCCACCUCCCAAAGUAAUAUAGUGGGAUUUCUUGUGAUUUGUGAUUCUAGCAUCAAAAGUUUCCAGGGAUCUGACUGAGAAGGCAACCAUGCCUGCUGUUAAAGGAGAUAAUAUGCGGGGACUUUUGGUCUUCAUCUCUGAUAUUCGUAACUGCAAAAGUAAAGAGGCAGAAAUCAAACGAAUCAACAAGGAAUUGGCUAACAUCAGGUCAAAGUUCAAAGGUGACAAGACAUUAGAUGGCUACCACAAGAAGAAGUAUGUGUGCAAGCUUCUGUUCAUCUUCCUUUUGGGUCACGACAUUGACUUUGGUUACAUGGAGGCUGUCAACCUCCUCAGCUCCAACAGAUACACAGAGAAGCAGAUUGGGUACCUGUUCAUUUCGGUGAUGAUUAGUGCCAACAAUGAUCUGAUCAAGCUGGUCAUCAAGUCCAUAAAGAAUGAUCUGGCCAGUCCCAACCCAGUCCAUGUCAACCUGGCCCUGCAGUGCACCGCCAACAUUGGCAGCAAGGAAAUGGCCGAAGGUCUGGGCAACGAGAUCCCCAAGCUCCUGGUCACAGGAAUGGAGAAAAGCUUACGUGAAACGAUUGACUCGGUGAAGCAGAGUGCUGCCCUGACCCUGCUGAGACUGCUGCGCACCUCUCCCGAGUACAUCCAGAUCGGGGAAUGGUCCUCCAGGGUCAUCCACCUCCUGAAUGACCAGCACCUGGGAGUGGUCACCUCGGCCGCCAGUCUGAUCGAGGCCCUUGUCAAGAAGAACCCGGAGGAAUACAAGGGAUGUGUGUCUCUUGCUGUGUCCCGACUCAGUAGGAUUGUGACAGCUUCCUACACUGAUCUGCAGGAUUACACGUAUUACUUCGUGCCAGCCCCCUGGCUGUCUGUUAAACUCCUCAGAUUACUACAAAAUUAUCCCCCUCCAGAGGACCCUGCUGUCAGAACUAGACUAACAGAGUGUCUAGAAACAAUACUAAAUAAGGCACAAGAACCCCCCAAAUCAAAGAAAAUACAACAUGGGAAUGCCAAAAAUGCAGUACUUAAUGAAGCCAUUAACCUAAUUAUUCACAUGGAUAGCGAUCCAAACCUUCUAGUCAGGGCCUGUAACCAGCUAGGCCAAUUUCUCCAGCACCGAGAAACCAACCUCAGAUACUUGGCUUUGGAGAGCAUGUGCUUGCUUGCGACCUCAGAGUUUUCUCAUGAAGCUGUGAAGAAACACCAAGAAACUGUCGUCAAUUCAUUAAAAACUGAGAGAGAUGUAAGUGUGAGGCAGAGAGCCGUCGACCUUCUGUAUGCAAUGUGUGACAAAACCAAUGCGGAGGAAAUUGUAGGCGAAAUGCUGGAGUACUUGGAGACUGCUGACUACUCAAUCAGAGAGGAAAUGGUGCUGAAGGUGGCCAUUUUGGCCGAGAAGUAUGCAGUGGACUACACUUGGUACGUGGACGUCAUCCUGAACUUGAUCCGUAUCUCUGGAGACUAUGUCAGUGAAGAGGUGUGGUACCGUGUUAUACAGAUUGUGAUCAACAGAGAUGAUGUGCAGGGAUAUGCCGCAAAGACUGUGUUUGAGGCUCUGCAGGCUCCUGCCUGUCAUGAAAACAUGGUCAAAGUAGGAGGCUACAUCUUGGGGGAGUUUGGAAAUCUAAUUGCUGGAGAUCCUAGAUCAAGUCCUUUGGUCCAGUUCCAGCUGCUACACUCCAAGUACCACCUUUGUGGCCCCGCCACGCGCGGCCUCAUACUCUCAACCUACAUCAAGUUUGUCAACCUGUUCCCAGAGAUUAAAUCAACCAUUCAAGACGUUUUAAAGAGUGACAAUAACCUUCGUAACUCAGAUGUUGAACUACAACAAAGAAGUGUGGAGUAUUUACAGCUAAGCACAGUGGCCUCCACUGAUGUCCUGGCAACUGUAUUAGAAGAAAUGCCACCAUUCCCUGAAAGAGAAUCAUCUAUUUUGGCAAAACUGAAGAAAAAGAAGCCAACCGUAACAGAACAGGCAGAGAAUAAGGAACCCAAACAACCAAUGCCUCAGGCACAGAUGAGCAACAAUGUUAACACCCACAACACACCCCCUCCUCUAUCAGUACCUGCAGCCUCUAACCCCCCCAGUGCAGCAGCCUCAGACGACCUACUGGGACUCAACUCCCCGGGCCCCUCCCAGGCUGCUCCCUCGGCUGGCAGCUUUCUCCUGGAUGUUUUCGAUACUGUCGGAUCAAGUCCACCGACCAAUGGAGUGGAUUCAAAUGGACUGACACCGGGAGCAGAAGAGAGCUUUAAAAAAUUUAUUUGUAAAAAUAAUGGAGUAUUAUUUGAAAAUGACCUUCUACAAAUUGGAGUCAAGUCGGAAUAUCGACAGAACUUAGGAAGACUUGGGAUAUUUUACGGCAACAAAACAUCAUUCCAAUUUAGCGGAUUUAGCAUAGACACACAGUGUCCAGGAGAGCUGGCAUCUCAGAUCACAUGUACACCUAAACCAGUGGGCACAACGAUUGAGAGUGGGGCACAGGUACAGCAGGUCAUCAACAUAGAGUGCAUCACCGAGUUCUCCGACGCUCCUCUCCUUAUCAUCUCCUUCAUGUGUAAUGGUAACUCCCAUAGAUUGAAUCUGAAGCUUCCAGUCAUGUUUAGCAAAUUCUCUGAGCCUGCAGAAAUGGACUCUGCAACUUUCUUUGCCAGAUGGAAGGGUCUAUCACAACCAAAUCAAGAGUGCCAGAAGGUGUUUAAAGCCAAGUUCCCAAUAGACACAGAACAGAAUAAGACAAAGAUGCUGGGAUUUGGGGUCAGUAUCUUGGAAGGCAUCGAUCCUAACCCAGACAACUAUGUCUCUGCUGGAAUCAUCCACAUCAAGGGCAGCCAGGUCGGCUGUCUAGUUCGACUAGAGCCCAAUAAAAAUGCCCAGAUGUACAGAUUAACAAUACGUGCCAGCAAACCCCCUGUUCCUAAUAUUUUAGCAGAUUUAUUGGAACAUCAAUUCUAGUACAACCAAACGUUUAAACAUAAUUUGACUUAACAAUAUACCAUGUGAUAUAUACGGAGGAUGGCCUAACAGGGAAAUAUUUGUACAGAAGGAGAGAAAGAGAAUAAGAGUCAGAAGGGAGGAAAAUGGAAGAAGACCAAGCAUAAUUCACAAACAGUUGUAUAUGAAGCAUGUGUUUCGUGUCUGGUAAUCAUGUCAAAUGUGUUAGAUUUAGAGGAGAUUAGCAUACAAAAUAAGUGGGUCUUCAUUGCUGUGAUUUGUCACUGUUUGUAUAUAUCAGUUGUGUACAGGCUAGCAGAAAUGACUUGUAGGGAGAACAAUUGGUUGUGUGUUUUAACUUUUAAACCUCAGUUUAUGUUGCAGAACUGUUAAAAUCAAUACUUUCUAUUGCUUAUUUUUCAUACAAGAAAUUUUAUUUCAUAUGCAUUGAUAUAAACUAAAUGAGCUUUUUUCCCCCUUUCAGUUGUAGCUUGAAACAUUUUUAUGGGCAAUGGACUCCAUAAAAUGUGAUAUUAAAAAUUUGCUAAGAUAUGUCAUAAUUUAGUGUAGUCAAAAAGUGCAAACGCUUUACCUAGGGAUGUGCUGAGUUUAUAAGAGCUUCAUUUGUUCUGCAGAUUUGACUAUCACCAUGCAUUAGAACCAUGUCUGCAGAACUUGUAUUUAUACAUUCCAAGUAUUCUGUUUUUAAAUCUCAAUGGAAAAAUAAAAGUUUUCUAUUUUGGUCUAUGUAUAUGAAUAAAAUUUGUUCAUGUAUUUGUUUUGUGAACAGCAUUUGUGUGAUACAUGUAUGUUAUUGUAGAUGUCAAGAUUUCAUCCAACAUCCAGAAGUGCUAAAAAUGUAAACUAACAGCAAACCUCAUACAAGACUCUAUAAGUCUAUAUUGUACACAUGUCCAUUAUCAGAAGCUGAUACAGAUGUUCAUGUAUCUGAUUUUUAGCUUGAUGUUUAGAUUUGUUCCCAGUUUUGACAGAAGUUUGAUAUAUUUGUAAAAUGAAAUGGAAUACUCAAUGGAUGGAGAACAGACUAUGGUUUUUUUUUCUGAAUCUGUCAAAAACAAUCAGUUAUAAGAGUAUAAUCCGUGCAGUGUCACUAUCAGUUUCAUGGAGGACUUUGUUUCCCAUGUGGAUAUACCUACUACAAGAUUACUGAUUGAUUAACAUUUUCUGUACAUUUUGCAACCGCCAGAGUUUGGAUUAGGCCAAAAAAAAAAAUAUGUGUGUUUCCGGUUUCCCGACCGACCCUAUUUUUUAUGCGCCGACCCUAACACUUUUUAUUCCAAAUCCAGAUUACCAACCAUAAUUGCUUUAAACAAUAGAGUCUUACAAAUCAGAGUUCAAAAAACGCUUGUAACUAUUCAAUAGAAAACACCGCUCAUCAAAGCGUUUUAAAGAUUUCUAAGUGUAGAUUGGCAGUAUGGAUGAAAGUUAUCCUUGGUUAUUUUAGCUAAAUUAUCAAUGCAAUGAAUAGUUUCAUAGGGCAGUGAUGUGUUAAAAAUUAAUAUAAAGAUGUACAAGAAAAAAGCAGAGGCAAAGUUUUUUUUUUUUUAUAUUUCUUGGUGUGGAGACUGCAGACAUCGUAAGUCUUUGAAUAGGCCCAACAAUCAUUCACAUUAUAAAUAUGAUUCUAAAAUGCUGCAGUUCAAUUGCAAAUGAAAUUUUUAAAUUCAGUCUUAAACCAUUAAUUAUGUAUUCAUUUUUUUUGGAAUUAUUGAAAAGAUUUACUUCUAAGGCUCUCGUCUGAUCAACCAGAAUUUCCUCUGUUUCUGAAUUCAACACUUACAGUUACGAUAUUAAUGUUUACUGUUAUGUCAGUUGACCAGGAAGAUAGAACUAAUAACCAAUUCAUGAUAUAUCUGUGGUAAUGAGUAUUAUACUCUGUUAAUUUAUAGUGACUGUCAUAUUUAUAUUUUCUAUUCACAUAAAAAUAAAAUCUUCGUAUACAUUCCAAAUAAACCUUAGAUUUAAGAAAGUUUUAAUUCUGUAACAGUUGUCUCUAUCCACGAUUGCUCCAUACAAAAAUACAUUUUCUUAUAGUAUAGAAAAAUCAUAUGCUAGGAAAGGGGAAAACCUAAAAGCUCAUUAAAAAAAAAAAAAAAAAAAGCCGACCUACCUACCCUAUUUUAAAAUUUGAUGAAAUAGGAAACACACAUAUUUUUUUUUUUUGGCCUUAACUAUAAUUUUGCCAAAUACAACAUUAUUACAGUAUAUGAAGGAUAUCCCAUUUUUUUUUCUAGUAGAACAUUUACUGAAUGAAAUGAAUCUAAAGCUUGCUGAUGGUGCAUUGAUUGUAUUUGUCUAGCAUACUGAUAUAUCUUUAUUAUUGAAUUGUGAUGGGUAUAGAAUCAGACAACCUCACAUUUAAUUUUGAUGCAUUUUGCCCACUGUUUUCAACCAAGAUUCGCAUGAAAAGAUGGCAUAUCAAGAGAUUUAUUUGUCUUACAAAUAUGUUCUUGACUGUCAACUUUAGGCUAGAUGCUGUUAUUUGGGUCACCACAUGCGGUAAAUAAAACCUCUGAAUAUGAUGUUUGAAGACAACAUAGGAGAUGUGUGUACAGAGUGAACUAUGUGCAAUAAACCGUAGCCAAGCUUGUAACUUAUAACGUGUAGAAUUAUUGUUUUGUGUCUGAAGAUAAAAAAAGAAACAAAACAUCUUAUUCAGCUAGUGAAUAAUAGGACAAUUUUAUGUGUAUUUACAUAUUUACUCUCCUAAACAGAUAAAGCAUUGAAUGUCUUGGAAAUAAUUUGAACUUUGUCACAUGAUGUGUAUAUGUCACAUGGCUGUCAUGUGAUGUAUGUUUAUUCAAAGGCUAAUGUGAUUUCAGCUUUUUAAGUUUUUGAUUUAUUGAUGUUGAAUAUGGGGAUUUAUUUAUGAAAUAGAGCAUUUUCUCCCAGUGUAUAAUUGUAUAUUUAUAUAAUGUCAUUAUGAUAGCAACAUCAUUAUUAAACAACUCAUUAAAGUGGUAAAAAGUG